Rhodotorula graminis WP1 is the source of this 991-nucleotide messenger RNA. RefSeq lists its product as uncharacterized. The record is from RefSeq and is a predicted model, not a curated record. Gene Ontology annotation, molecular function: acyltransferase activity, transferring groups other than amino-acyl groups. The coding region runs from base 1 to 966 and encodes 321 amino acids. NCBI's taxonomy places the organism in Eukaryota, Fungi, Basidiomycota, Microbotryomycetes, Sporidiobolales, Sporidiobolaceae. The transcript is spliced from 4 exons.
AUGGUACCGCACCGACAUGCGCCGCUCCCCGAGCUGUACCGCCUCGCCGACCCGGCUCCCCUCCUCGACCUCGUCCGCCCGAACCUCCUCGACGCACUCCCGCUCUACUCGACCUUGCAGACGCCAGGUCUCGCCACUCCACUCUACGCCUCCUUCCCGUCCUUCGACCCCGACGGCAAGCCCCAACUCGUCGACGCCGCCCAACCCGACCUCUGGCUCGCCCUCGUCGACCUCGGCAACCAGCUGCGCUUCUUCUGCUCGUACGAGGCUCAUGACCACCUCACCGGCGACCAGGUCGCACAAGGAGAAAGCCUCGUCGUCGGCGCCCUGACGAGCGCCCACACAGGCAUCAGUAUCGGCGCCAUCCCCGACACUUGGACGUCCUGCAUCGCUCGCGCCUUCUCGCAGCCCUUCUCGGCGUCCAGGAUCCACUACCUCCCGCUCGACGAGGUGCCCAGCACAAGCGGCGGUGCGGUAUUGCCCGGCGGGAUCGUCUGCACCGAGGGGAGGGAGGAGGAUAUCGAGGAGAUCCUCUCGACGUCCGAGGUCCCUCAUCCGCCUGCCUACCUGUCGACUCGCCUCGCCCACACCCCCGACGCCGCCGAGCCGCCGUCGCGCAUCCUCGCCCACUGUACGACGCACCGCGACGGCUCGAUCGGCACGCUGCACGUGGCGCCCUCGGCUCGACAGCGCGGGCUCGGCCAGCUCGUGCUCCUCGCUCGGGCGCGCGCCAUGGCCUCCCCCUCGUCUUCCUCGUCCACCUCAGCCGCCAAGGCGGACGAGCCGCCACCGCCACUGAGGGACGCGCCCGUCUUCUGCUACGUGCACCGCGAGAACGAGGCGAGCAACGCGCUCAUGCGCCGUGCGGGCAUGCGGAUCGCGAGGGACGGCGCCGAGGUGUGGUGGGCGAGGGUGCGGCUGCCGCUGCGGAAUACUGGGUUCGAGAUGGACGAGGACGGGCCGUAGAGACGGUGCAUCGUCGCUGUGUGUG